Messenger RNA from Caretta caretta (loggerhead turtle), 20139 nucleotides. It is a transcript of the gene ZNF704, whose product is annotated as zinc finger protein 704. The record is from RefSeq and is a predicted model, not a curated record. Lineage: Eukaryota; Metazoa; Chordata; Testudines; Cheloniidae. Gene Ontology annotation, biological process: regulation of transcription by RNA polymerase II. Gene Ontology annotation, cellular component: nucleus. Gene Ontology annotation, molecular function: RNA polymerase II cis-regulatory region sequence-specific DNA binding; DNA-binding transcription factor activity.
UCCAGUCCGGGUUUUGGGGCAGGGGACGAGCGGGCUGCCUGCAAGGAGAGGCGAGUAAAGCAGGAACGCACCGCUGCCGACAGCUGGGGCAGAGCAGAGGGGACGGGCAGGGCAGGGCAGGCCCGCGCCGAGGCGGGGAAGCCGCGGGACUGGGGAGUCAGUGCCCCCCGCCCCCGAGCCGAUUGCACCCGCCUGUCCCAUGGCUGCAGCGCGCCCAUUGCGCCGCCCCGCUGCCCCCUCCAGCCGCUGUGUCCCGCUGUGAGCGCCGCCGGGUGUCUAUGAGUGGCCGGCGCGGGGCCGCCGCCCUGAGCUGAGGCGCGCCCCGGGCUCCGUAUCAUGCAGGCGCGGCGCUUGGCCAAGCGAUCCAGCCUGGGCAGCCGGCGGCGAAGCGUGCCGCUGGCAGCGCCCGCCCCGGACGGGGGCCGGGUCCCCAAGCCCGAGAGCGGCUGCUGGAGGCCGCCCCGCCGAGAGGGCUCUGCCGCGGCGCUGGAGGAGGAGGAGGACGAGGACGUGGUGGUGGAGGUGGAGGAGGAGGAGGAGGAUGAAGAGGAAGGCGGCUUGGGGAGCCCGCCCGCGCCGCUGCCCAUCCCCGCCAAGGGAAGCCUGAAGGCAGGCAGCAUUAGGCGUGAAACGACCUUCACUACAUUUCAACAGGAUGACCUAAAAAGUGACAUCAGUCAAAAAUUACCAGACCAACAGUUUCUCCUGUUGGCCAUGAGGGAGGAAGAUUUAAAAACUGCGGACACCAAAAAAACAAACAGAAUUCAUGAGCACGAAAAAGAAAACACUCGUUCUGUCUGUCUUCUUGAACAGAAACGUAAGGUUGUUUCUUCAAAUAUUGAUGUGCCUCCAGCAAGAAAAUCUUCGGAAGAACUGGACAUGGAUAAAGUGACAGCAGCUAUGGUACUAACCAGUUUAUCCACCAGCCCUUUGGUUCACAGCCCUCCUGUACGGCCCAAUGAAUCCUUGAACGGAUCUUGGAAAGAAGGAGGAUUUGUGCCUUCUAGUACCAGCAGUAGUGGAUACUGGAGCUGGAGUGCACCCAGUGAUCAGUCCAAUCCAUCCACCCCAUCUCCGCCUCUGUCUGCUGACAGCUUCAAACCCUUUCGAAUGCCCUCUCAGCCUGAUGAUAGUAUUGAUGAAGCCGAAACCAGCAAUCUCCUUUUUGAUGAGCCCAUCCCUAGGAAGAGAAAGAACUCCAUGAAGGUAAUGUUCAAAUGCCUAUGGAAAAACUGUGGAAAGGUACUGAGCACAGCUGCAGGGAUUCAGAAACACAUCCGGACCAUUCAUCUUGGACGUGUAGGAGAGUCUGACUACAGUGAUGGAGAGGAAGAUUUUUACUAUACAGAGAUCAGGCUCAACACAGACUCAGUAGCGGAUGGCUUAAGCAGCCUUUCUCCAGUCUCUCCAUCUCUAGGAUCUCCUCCUCCUUUUCCCACCCAAGAUGCAAACCGUCCUGAAACUUCAUGUGCCAAAACUGAGACUAAAUUGAUGACACCUUUGAGCCGCUCAGCUCCUACCAAUCUCUACCUCGUACACACAGAUCAUGCUUACCAGGCUACUCCUCCAGUGAACAUUCCAGGGUCAACAAAGUUCACUCCAAAUGGCCGUAGCUUUAGCAUCUCUUGGCAGUCCCCUCCAGUUACCUUCACGGGCAUUCCGGUCUCACCAACUCAUAAUCGUCCUGCAGGGACUGGAGAGCCGAAACAACAGACCCACACAGUUCUCUCAUCACCGCCCAGAGUGUCAUUUGGCUUAAGGAAACCUAGAGGGGAGGGGAAAAAAUGCCGAAAAGUGUAUGGGAUGGAGAACCGAGAUAUGUGGUGCACUGCCUGCCGUUGGAAGAAAGCCUGCCAAAGGUUCAUCGACUAAAGACUGGAAGUGUGGAGGACCCGGGGGAUGGGGAGUACAAUAGCAGGAUCCUGUUCCUGGAGCUGCCCCUGCCUACCCUCCAGUGCUGCCUUUUAAACAGACUUGUAUUUCAAAAUAAAGCACUUGUAGCCAAGGAGAAGCACUUAGCAAAACCAGUGUGGAGCAAUAGAGCAAAAAAAAAGUCUUAUCAAAUAUUGAACCCAGAGCAGCUAUUAAUGUUUUUCUUAAAUAACUUGUUGCUAACUUCUGUGAACUACUUGCUCCCCGUGACUGUUCUUUAACCGUGUCAAUGUCUAUGCUGUGAACGUCUGUAUCAGUUGAACAAAGCACCGCGUCUUGCCCUGAAGUGAAGAUUUCUUUUUAAAAGCUUAAAUUCACACUUUAAGACAUAAGCUACAGUUCACUCAACAGCAGCUGUACCAAGAGUGGAGUCUGUUAAAUAAUUCUGCUGAUGUGAAUAAUCUUGGUUGGAUUCCUCAUUUUCGGGUGUUUUUUUGAGGAAUUCAAAUCUUGAUAUGUCAGAAGGACAAGCAACAGCACUCCUGGAUGAUUUUUUAAAAGCAGUCACAAACCAGAACAAGAGUGGCGGUACAUUUUAAAUUAGAUUGUAAUACUCCAGAGAAGGAAAAAAUGAAAAAAGGAAACACCAGCAGAUCUCAGCCACAAGUAAGUCCAAGAUUUGAGGGAAACCGUUUCAAUGAUCAUUGAAACAUACAGGAAUAUAAUUUGGGUUCCAGUAUCUUUUCUUAUCACCAGUCCCUUUUCCUAGCAAUGACCAUCUUAUGCUGAUGAACCCUAUUAAGAACUGGUAAAUGCAGCCUUUUGGAUUCUAUGUAAUAUCUAUUCAGGGAUGUGAGCCAACCCAGCAGUUCAGCUCUUGCUUUCUUUUCUCUUGUGUAUAUAAGAUGGUUACUAAAUUAAUGGCUCACUCAUUCUUUCCAUUAGCAAUGCCAAAUUUUAUUUGUGCAAAAAAAUGUAUAGAAAACAAAACCCCCCAAGAAGUGCUCCCACCGCAUCAUCCCAGCAAGUGGAGUGUGACAGCAGUGGAGCAACAUAUGUAUAUGUUAAGUGAAGUCCUUUUUUAUUUAGGAAAAAAAAAGUCACUGAGGUCAGAAAUAGUCAACUUCCAUGCAGACGGCACUUUGAUGGAUGUGUGGGCUUUGGUGUAUUUAGUUCUUCAGUCUGUUAGAGGGUAUAAAUGUAGAAUGCUGAUGUUUCAUCCCUAGAUAGAUGGAGUUAUUUAUUUUCAUACUAAAAUAACUACUGAUGUAUAAAGUAAGGCGGAAAUGCCACAUGAAUGCGCAUCACCAACUCCUGCCUGUUUAAAAAGAAAAACAACAAAAAAACCCCAUAGGUAUAGGCACCUAUCAUAUUAACAGGGCUAUACAGACCCACUACCAGCUGGGCUUGUUUUUCAUGGAGUCUGAUAAACUGGAUCACAUAACUCUCAUGACAGCAUUACUUAACUUGCAUUGCUGCCUAUGCCCAUUUAAAGAACAAAAGCACACACGUUUGAACAUAGUAUAGCGCGUAGUGUUAAAGAAAAGGCAAUACGUGUUUGAAUGGAAAGAACAAAAGAAUAAUAAGAGCCUGUUUUUUUAAACAAAUUUGCUGUGUUGCAUGCCUAAUUUGAGCAUGUUAUUUCUGCAACAGUGUUUACAAAUCACGCAAUUUUCAUGCACAAAUGGCUAGUGAAAGUCACUUGCGUGCAUACAGUUACCUGAUUUUUAUGCACAGUUGUGCACCUAACUUGUUUAGAAAAAUUAGACCCUAAAAUCCAGCAAGGAUAAUAAAACAAAACAUGAAAUAAAUUAACAGAAGGUAAAGAUUGGCAGAUAUACAGCGCCAUCUGCACUCUAUUGUUUGCACUUCCUUAUCUUUUGGUGAAGUCAUAGGUCAUGGCUUUUCCUUCUGUGAUUUUUCUUUUUUUUUUUCCCCCAAAGAUUUAUUUAGGGAAAUACCUCUUAGCAAUUUGUAACUGGUUUCUAGUUACUUCCUUUUAAAUGCUGACAUUGUUGUCAGUGCCUUUACUAUGGUGGGACACAGAAUGUGGAGCUUGCUCCACUGAUAUCCCUCCUUAUUUCUAAAAGCCUCUCAAGAGGCUUAUAAAACAAUAUUGACCACUGUUGACCCCAUAUUCAUUACUUAUCCUCAUCAUUGUUCCCUUUUCUUUGUAUUCCCCUUCUCCCUUAUUUACUCAGAUCUCUUGAAUUUUAAAGCGGAUUUUAAAAUAUAUUAUUGUAAUUGGUUUGUAAAAUGUUGUACACCAUCAUGAGCACCUUGGCAGGGGGCACUUCAUAAAUGAACAUAUUAAUUAGAUCAUCAAAUUUCCACAACAUGGGGCAAAUUCUGGUUGGCCCCAGGAACCAGGUACAGCACUUGUCCCAGCUUUAAUACUGGAGGAAAGUGAGUUAGAGAAAAGGCACAGACCUUAUUAAUUGCAUGCAUACUCCGCUCACUCUGCUCUGGCUUGUAGAAAGAUCUACUGGGCAUGCUCAGAGGCUUAAUAUAAACGUUAGCGAAGCCAUUCCCAUAACGUAAUUCACAUAGCCACUCCCGUACUGCUAACUUUAUAUCUAUUCUUAGAAAGAUAGGCACACAAAUAGACCACCAAAGCAUUGUUAUUGUCCACCUCUGGCCAGAGUUACUCUUUCAUUCUGUUCUUGAUAAGAAUAAGAUUAUUUACAAAUGCCAUGAAUCGGCCACUGCCUGGCCAAAGUGCUUGGCACAUAUGUCUGUAUGGACUGCUUCCCUACACUGUUUAACCACACCAAGUCAUGCUUCUCUGGAGGGUCUGUCAGGUGACCCCUGAUUUUUCAGAGGAGUCAGAAUCUGGUGAUCGGUUUCCAUCAUGCAUUCUCACAGUUGGCCAUGGGUUCUUUGGUACACACACACACACACACACACCCCACUAGCAACCAGAACUUGACCCUUAAAAUAGAAAUAUUGAAGGAUAUAUAUAAAAUUCUUUUAAUCGCUUAGUAGAAAUGAUGCUGGUGACAGAAGUUGGUACCACAUGAUCUUAUCAGACUUUUAUAUUGACAGAUAUACCACUGGGUCCUAAUUUUUGCUGAAGUGACUUUCCUGCUACAGCAAAACAAAUGUCUUUUUGGGAAAAAGCCUGAAAAAUGAAAUUUCAAGCAAAAGGGAAACAUUUUAGAUAAGCAUUUUAAACAUGAUUAGCUUGUCUCUAUUCCUGCAUAAAAUGCCAAAUAUGGAAAAUAUAUAAAAUUCAGAUAAUCUUAUUCACACAGCCGUUUCCAUCCAGGUCAAUGGAUCUGAUUCUGCACUGCCUUGCACCUUGUGUAGUCCUUUACAGGUAUGCAAAGUAAGCAAAACUUCCAUUCUGAUUUGCAUAUUUACACCUGCUUUUCAUAGGUGUCAACUGCUAUUCAAGUUGGUGCAAACAUGCCCAGUGGGUCUAUCUGUGUGAAUAAGGUGAGCAGGCUUCACACAUGGUCAGACUCGAGGGCUGGAGAUUUUAUGCAGUGCAAUCAUCUAACUGGGAUAUCUGAAUACUGAUUGUCUAGUGAUCAAUCAGUUCCCUGCUCCCCCUCCAGCUGUUUUGUUAGCAAUAAGCAAUGAUACAACAAGAAGACAGAGAUCUUUAUGGAACAUGUAUAUAGGCCAGUGUUACAUGCUGAGACCUCUGUGUUUUUCCAGUAUUAGGCUGGCUACCAGCUUGCAUAUGUGAGCUCCAGGUAUCAGUCCAAACUGGGUCUCCUCCUGAAACCUGAGCCUGUUUCUUUCUCCAGUCCCACUCACUGAUAUUACACCCCCAAGUUUUCCCUGAGAGCAACACACUACAUAGCAGUAUGGUGUCAUUCUUGCCAUAUCUCCAUUGCCCGUGUUCUGGUCAGGGACUAUCUAGAGCAGGUUUCAGAGUAGCAGCCGGGUUAGUCUGUAUCCGCAAAAAGAACAGAAGUACUUGUGGCACCUUAGAAGCUAACAAAUGUAUUAGAACGUAAGCUUUUGUGGGCUACAGCCCACUUCAUCAGAUGCAUAGAAUGGAACAUAUAGUAACCAGAGCAGGGGCUCUCAAACUGGGGGUCAUGAACCCUCAGGGGGUCGAAGGUUAUUACAUGGGGGAUCACGACCUGUCAGCCUCCACCCCAAACCCCACUUUGCCUCCAGCAUUUAUAAUGGAGUUAAAUAUAUAAAAACGUGUUUUUAAUUUAUAAGGGGGGGUUGCACUUAGAGGCUGUGUGUGUGAAAGGGGUCACCAGUACAGAAGUUUGAGAACCCCUGAUCUAGAAGCCUGGAGUUCUGGUGGAUUAAAUGUACAGAUGUAACCUAGAGGGCUUCCCUGCAGGUCCAUUGCUCUCCCAUAGAGUACAUUAAGAGAGCUGCUCAAGAGCCUGGGAGAGGGAUGUGAAAUUAGAAGUCUCCUGACCAGUUGGGAAGGCUUAACAGGUUAUGAGGGCUUGUCCCCACUCUUGAUUGGACCAAACUGCACAGCAGUCAUCACUAAAAUCAAAUUAUACUGCUCUUCACUAUAAACAGUGGUGGUUGGAAAGAGGUUACUAAAAUGACAUCUUGUUUUCUAUUUCCACUUCACUGAACUCACCUAGAGGUAGCACUGCUGGAACUGAAAUCUGAAGAAACUAAUGGAGUUAAUCCUAGACUGCCAGGACUUAUCUUGUACAUAGUUACUGUCUGUUCUAAAAGCUGUUAUAAAACCCUUCUGGAAUCCCACAACAACAAAAUCUCCACUACAAUAAUGUUUUAUACCACCUUCAGCAAAACAACAGAAAACUAGUCAAGGUGACAGUUUAGGUGCAGAAGGUAGAUGCUAAAUUAAGCCACUUGUGGUGUCAAGAUCCUUGUGCUUCAAAAACCUUUUAAGGUUGCAAAAAGUGGUGUCUUGAAUUGUGGUUGAUAGAAUCUGCUUCCAGUAUUCCCCAUCUGAUACUACAGUACUGUUUACAUAGACUUCUUUAUCAAAUUUCCAUCAUACACAAGAUACAAGGAUUUUUCUGUGACAUUCAGCAGGACAAUUUCUUUCACUAUCUGAAAAUCAAGCUUUGUUCUUUCUGCUUCAUACAGUAUAUCAUCUCUAACCAAUCCAGAAAGAUUCUACAGUCAGAAGGUAGCUGGCACUAUUUUUGAUGAUGCACAGGCUGAAGAAGAAUACAGCUCACUCAUCCAUACCCUUGUUUACUCCACAUUGCUGACAGUAGUAAGAACUUGUUUUUGUCAAUAAACUUGUCAGAUAAUACAUAAGGGAAUAGACAAAUGCAGUAAGAAGCCACAGUUCAAUAGAACUGCUUUGCUAACCUUAACCAAUUUUAAGAAAAAAAAAUUCUGAUAAAACCUUUGCAUCCAAGUUUGAGAUGACUAUUGUAUGUUUCCCUGAGAGAAAUAAAGAAAUAAUUAUAAUAUGAAAAACAAAUUAGCAGUAGAAAUAAAUUUAGCUUUCCUAUUAUAUGGGACUACUCACAUAAAUCAGGAUUUCAAGAUUUUGUCUGAAUUCUUAAAAUCUAACCCAGUGCUACAAAGGAGCUCCUAAAUUACAUUUGUAAAUUCUCAAUGUUCAUCAUGUUUCCCCUCUAGGAAAUGUCAGAAUUUUAUCUUUCAUUGUACACUACUCUACUGUAGAAGAUAGAGAUAUCCCUGAUUCUGAAUCUGUAUCCAGUCAUGUUAAGGAAGAGUUCUCCUUGCCAAUUAGUUAUUUCAGUAGCAAAUAGUAGUGCAGCAUUUGGUAUGUAAUGUUCAGAUAAACAGAAGUUACAAAGUUACUAAGAAGUUUCUCUAUAGAAAAAUACCUUGCGAAAAAUAAUGAAAUGACGUAAAUAAUGUGGAUUUCCUCAGGGAAAAUAAAGGGGCAGUAGAUGCAAAAAAAAAUAGGUCUGUUUGAACCUUCAAUUACUAAGAAUUUUAAUAUGUAUUUUAUUUUAUUUUUCUGGACAGAAUUAUUUAAUGAAAUAAGGACUAUAUUGCCAUUUGAAUUAUUAAAAUCAGAAAUGAGUGUUUUUGUGAACAUGACCUUUUCUUGCCAACACAGAGUAUUUAAGCCUGUGUAUGCUUCAAAUAGUAAAAGGAAAGGAGUUUUAGCUGAUGUAAAGUUAUGGGAAUGGAGUUUGAAACAUGACCUGAUACAACAGGUGGUCUACAUAUUUGUAUAAAGCUUUCUAGAAUGUAAUGUAAACAUGAAGUCUUGUCGUUGUACAAUCACCCAGUUAAACAUGCAUUAUCUAUAACUGGGUUACUGUUUCUUUAAGUGGCUCACAACAAAAAUGUAUACUUUGUAGCAUGCUAUCCUGCAACUACUAAGUACUAUGGUUUGCAAGGUGCUAAUUUCCUUAUGGUGCACAAGAUAUUUUUAAACUAGAUACUUUUCAUAUCUACUAGAGUACAAGCUUAAAUGAAACUCAAGAUCAUGCAUGCAAAGAAGAAAAUGCAUUGUAUUGAAAUGCACACAGUUCUCAAACUUCUCAAUUUCUACAUGAAGAAAUGACCCCCUUUUUUUUUUAGUUCUGUUGUAAUAUCUCCUUAUCAGAAUCUCUUUACAGAAUUAACAUCAUGACCAGGGAUCCAACUGGGCAGACAUACGCUCAAGUGAGUAAAAUCAUGCAUGUGCAUAAAUAUCUGAACAUUUUAAUAAAGUUUUUAGCUUGAAGUAAUUCUCAUGCUGACACACUGUUAAUGAUAGUGACUGAUCUUUCUCUCUGAGUGUAGGUACAGUAAAUCUGCAAAGCAGGGCACAGUCAAAGUUUACUAGAGGUUGAAGAGAUGUAUUUCAGUAGCAGAAAAGCACUUAUGCAAAGCACAUGAGAGUCUCACCAAUGGGAUUACUCAUAUGCUUAAAGUCUAAAUUUGUUUCCAUGCUUUGCUGACUCAGGACCAAGGAGAGACAGCUUUUUCUUAUAUAGUCUUGUUUUGAAAUAUAUUGCAAGACAACCUGGCCAUUUGUAAUUUUGUGCUAUUUGUUACAGAUUCAGAAUACUUUUACACUAAGAAAAGUCUCAUGCAGAGAACUGGCGCUUUUUUUUUUUUUUAGACAUUGUUUGGAAUUCCAAAGUUGCCCUGUCACUAUCAAACUCAAAGAAAGCCUGUCAGCACACGCACAUGACACAUAUAGGUCACUCACAUUAUGACAUACAGUUUGAUCUCCGCAUUGCCUAUGCGCUCAACACACCCAUUGACUUCAAUAGGAAUUCUGGGUGCACAGGAAACAAAGGAUCGGGCCCAUAGUUCUUAAUUUGUCAGUUCACCUAAAAACUUUCAAAAUGCAACUAUUUUGUAUCAUCAUGAUUGAUGUUGUUCUGUGUAAGUUUUAGUGUUUCUAAAAAGAUACUGGAAAGAAAUCAGACAGCAGCCUUCUUUAUACGAUGCAAUACUUGCUUACUAAACAAAGGGCUAAACUAUAGAAACAAGUGCUCGAAAGCAUGCUCUUGAAAGCUAACUUACCAUCAAUAACAAUAGGUUAGUACAGGCAAAACUUCAGAGCUGUAACAGUGCUGGCAUCAAUUUACUAAAAACUGUGAAACAAAACUCAGAUUCCAUGAAUGAACCAAAAGGGUUGCUGCUUUAUACACCAACAGCACACACACUGUAACAAAGCAGAAGAAAUAAUCCCGAACACCUGGGAGGAAGUUAGAAAUAGUGCCUAUCAAGUCUUUCUGAAAGGAAAAAUGUUGCCUUUGGUAGCAUAGAGAUAGUUUAGUCUGAAAUUAACAUUUCAAUGUCAUGAAGACAAGCCUACUUCACGGACAUGAAUUCCAUGUUAUGAAAAGAGAUUUUGUUUGGUCUCUUGAGGUUUUUAGUAUAUUUAUAGUCUCAGUUGUAAAGUUCUUAAAAUUGUCAACUAUUUAGCUUGAAGGUGUAGUACAUUUUGACAACGAUUUCUGAAAUGAUUUCUGAAACACUGUGUCAUACCAGUUUGAGCCUGAUCCUACAAGGUGAUCUGCUCAGACUUCAGGACCCUGUGCUAGAAAGGUUCUCACAGAAGGAUCAUUUGCAAGAACAUUGUUCACAGGUAGAAACGCUUCUUAUAGCUGGGGAAAUCAAAAGACAAGCCUUACAGAUGUUCUGGUAUUAUGUUAUACACAGCUUUCACUAAGUUUAUUAAAGGGGCUUUGUCAUGUGGGUUAAAACCCACAAUUUAGAGGUUAUGGGGGAGGGCCAUUUAAACCAAACAAAACUGUUUUAGAAUUUUAAAUGGCAGUUUAAAUUAUUUGUUUUAAUUAGAUUUACAAAUCCCCUGCAGAGCUAGCAACUCAUACAUUGCAGCACUGAGUGCUGGAAAGUCAAACUGAUUCUGUAUUUCACUGUUUAAAUAAUGAAAUAUAUGAAAGUAAAAAAUUAAACUUUUAAAAUCUAAUUUUACUGAUUUAGUAAUCACAGGUAGCAGUUACGGAGGGAAUGUUAAUUGUUUAAAAAAAGAACAGCUCUGGAGCCAGAUGCUGGGUGCUGCUCUUGCAGUAUAGAGCAACCAUAAAGCCAGUGGAUCUGGAUCCUGUGAAUUCUCUCUGGCCAGGGAAUCUUUGAGGGCCAUAGAGCCACCACAGCAGUUCCUGUGCCAACCCUCCUCCCCCGCCCCCCAUCUGCUUCCUGAUAUAGAAGGGAUGCAGCCAAGGGAGGGAUGUCAUGGCCAGGUUUUCCUACACCCCCAUCAAACCCUGGCUGACAGAAUCCCUCACCUAAGUAGCACCACCGGCGUCAGAGACUGUCUGCAUGAGUUCAAUGAGCAGGAGUUGCACCAAGGUUUUGUGCUUUUUUGUUGAGGACCAAAAACAAAUGCAUCUGAAAAUGUCUGGCCUGAAAACUAAUGAAAUCCAACCAGACUGGAGAAGUAUUCUCCCUGCCUAAGAACUGCCACUUUACCAAAAACUGUGCCAGCCUUUAUCUUAGAUGGUGUUUAUAGUCUUCACAAGCUCCUGCCAGACAAAAAACCCUAUGACGGCCUCAAGCAUCCGAUAUUGCCUAGUGGGUCCAAAUGAUAUUAGCGGUGCUGCUAACACCACACAAUCAUCUAUCCACUUACCAAAUAGUAUUCUUCCAGCUUUUCCCAGUUAUGCCAAAAACCAUUCAAGUACUGAAGUAAUUCAUGGGAAACUCCUGUCUUCCCACACUGAAAAUAUUCCUUAAGUGUGGUACCACCAUCAGCACGUGAGCAUAUUUUAUUAUAAAGCCACAUCUAACCCCCACUUAAAAGCGCUGGGGAAUUGCCAUUUUGUCUGCUUCAAAGUCUCUCUGCUCCCUCAACAAAGCUCUGGGCCUGGCACUAUUAAUUGAUCUAGGAGUCCUAGUGAGCAGCUUCAUCUAAAGUCAGUGGCAGCAUCACUCCAAGAGAAAGUAGAAUUCAGGGUGGACAAAGUAACAGCCUCAAAUCAUCAAGUGCAGACUCCUCAUGUGGAUGUGCAGGAGAAUAGCCCUUGUCUUACUGAGUGCCGUCAUGUAUCACAUUUCCUUAACAGCAAGAAAGACAAAUUCUCCCAUCCUCCAAUUAAUAUAUUUGCCUCACUCUGAGAAUCCCAUAGUUAACUGAAUAUUAAGACAAGCAGCAAUUUCUUAAACAGGAUGUUUCCUUGCUUCACAUUUAAAGAAACAUGAUUAACUUUCCCCUAGAAGAAAACCAAGAUAAUGGGCAGACUCAGUUACAGAGGUACUACUUGAGGGAGGCUUGAGCCAAGAAGUUAAGAUCUUAAUCCAAAUAUCCUCAGAACUGGAGCAUGCUGGGAUUUAAGUGUUCUGUUUGGGCCCAUCUCUACUUGUUCUUGCGCAAGAGCGGUGACCAACGCCUUGGAGAGGGUAUAAUACAGGGGCUCUCAACCUUUUCCUUUCUGAACUCCCCUACCCCCAUAUGCUGUAAAAACUCCACACCCCACCUGUGCCAUAACAACUGUUUUUCAGCACAUAAAAGCCAGGGCCAGUGUGAGGGUUGGCAAGUGGGGCCCUCACGAAGCUAAGUUGCUCAGGCAUCAGGUGGCAAGGUUCAGGGCCCCGGGCUUCAGUCCUGCGCGACAGGGCUUUGGCUUUCUGCGCUGGGCCCCAGUGAGUCUAAGGCCAGCCCAGCUUGGUGAACCCCCUGAAACCUGCUCAUGGCCCCCCAGGAGGCACCAGACCCCUGGUUGAGAACUGCUGGUAUAGUAGACCUUAUGCACUUUGUACCUUACAGUAUGCAGCAUGACAAUCUAAUCUAGUCUGGUUACAUCUGGAUAACACUUCUCUAUCCAGAUACUUGUGGCCUCCUCACUGUAAACUGAGUACAGAUUCUUUUCUGCUGCCAAAAUAUUGUGCUAUUCUCAAAUCGCUUUUAAGUAGAAGAUUCUGUCAGUGAUCAACACCACUUGUAUUUACUGUUUUUAUCACAUACUAGUCAAGAAACUUGCCAGAAGAGAUUAUUCAUUAGCUUAGGUCAUUUUCCCCCCUCUAAAGUACCUUAAAGCAAAUGUGAUUUGCAUAUUUAUUAAACUGCAUUACUUAUUUGUAUACAUGUACAUUUUUAAGUAACUGUUGUAAAUUAAUUCAUGAAAAUGAGCCUUUCAUGGACACCAUUAAGAUGAUUCUUUCUACAGAGUAGGUCAGUCAAAACAACUACUGCUGGUUAUUAUUUUAAAAUAAGAUUAAUAUAGCAAUAAUUAGUGCUAGCAUUUCUUGGGGAUGCAGGGAGAGAAGCACAUAUUGCACAUUCUCAAGUUCAUAUGAAACAGGGCAUUUUCUCUAGAGCCAAGAGAUCCGACACUAGUGUCUAUCUUCAGUACACAACUGCAGCAUAUUUUGCUUGUCAGCUGCACAAUUCAUGUUUUUACAAAACACUAUUAUAUUACAUUACAGGGCUUUGGUCCAAUCACGCAGUCUCUUCUCAAGAGAAUAGUUCCUACUCAUGUGAACAGCCUCACUGAGGACAAUAGAACUACUCAUGCAAGUAGGGACUAUUAGAGUAAGGGUUGCAAGAUGAGGGCCCUUAGUUUUCACUUGACAUCAAUGGCUAUUAGCCAGGAUGGGCAGGGAUGGUGUCCCUAGCCUCUGAUUGCCAGAAGCUGGGAAUGGGCGACAGGGGAUGGAUCACUUGAUGAUUGCCUGUUCUGUUCAUUCCCCCUGGGGCACCUGGCAUCAGAAAACAGGAUACUGGGCUACAUGGACCUGUGGUCUGACCCAGUAUGGCUGUUCUUAUGUUCACACAUUCCUCCAGAAGUUUUUAAAAAAAACAAAAACACAACAAAAACAAGCUUAUGCCAAAAAGCUGGCUAAGUAGAACUGUGGAGUCUCUUCCCCAUUACUCUAGAAAACAGGAUUUUGCUAUCAGUAUUUAUGAGAGGAAGGAUGGUCUUGAGAAUAGGUGCUGGACUGGGGAUUUAAGAGAUCUUGGCUCAAUUUUGAUUUCUUGUGUGACUUUGGGCAAGUCACUUAAUAGCUUUUUGCCGCUGGUGGGGAUGACAAUACUACGUUGCUUACCAUUUGUCUGUCCUGGCUAUUUAGACUGUAACCUCUUUAGGACAGGGCCUGACUCUUAUCUGUGUUUGUACAAUGUUCAGCACAAUGGGGCCUAAUCUUUAAUCCUUCUACUAGUAAGAGUUAAUUUGAUUUGGGGGGCAUGUGUGGGGAGAGAGAAGUGGGGACAGGUCAGUGGUUAGCCAAAUAAUCUUACGUAAAAUGAGACGUAGGACCACAGCCUCAGCUGUGCCAGGGUUCUAUUUGUUAUGGCUUUGAUGAGCAUCAAGGGUAGCUUUGAACUACCUUUGUACUCCCCUGACUGCAGGGGCUGCCAGGAGCCAGUUUUUGGCCCAUGGUAUAAUGCAAGGAAGUCUGAGGUUCCUCUAAAUUUUGCCAGUUUGUAACAGCCCCUGAGUCCAUUCAUGUUGGUGGGGAAUUACGGGAAUGGAGCAAGCUAUGGCCACUGGGGCUGGUGGAGGUGACACAGAGCUAGCUACACUGACUCUGUGCCCAUCUGGGAUUUCCUAUGCUGAGGGGAAUCCUCAGCUGGCUUGUUAGUGCAGCAUUCUAAUCCCUUUGCACCAUUAGAACAGCAUAAAAAGGGGCAAAAGGGUAGUCCAUAAUGGAUUGGAUCUAGUCCAUAAUGUCAUUAAGAAACAAAUCUGUCCUAACCAACGUCAAAUUGCACUAAAUUUCAUAACAUCCCACAAAUAUGAAGAAGCACUUAUACAAUUUUGACCUUUUCCUGUAAUAAAGGAGUCAUUUUAAUGCACAGAAAGAGAAUAUCAAUAUUAUAGACUGUGUAUGGCUUUAGUGUAAGACAAAAGGCCAAGUAUUAGUCAGAAUUGGCCCAAUCUUGCCACCAUAUGUAGGCAAAGUGCCUAAUAAAAUCAGUGAGUAUUUUGCUUGCAUUGGGACUGCAGGAUUCAGGUCCUAUGUCCUUAUGAUUGUUUUCCUACAAUAGGGAAAUUCAAACUCCGUUCAGUGUUUCUCAUCUAUUUCCUGCCAAAUGUUGCUUUGGAGACUAUAAAGUAAUUUUGAAAUUUUAAAAACAUUUCAAGAAGCAAUUCAGUCUUUUUUUUUUUAAACUAUAUUUUUAAAAAUUAUUUUCUCUUCCACUCUGUGCAAAAGAAGUGAUCUUUAAUUAGAGUUACUCAGCAUUGCACUUUUGUAUAUAUUUUUCCUACUUGUUACGCCAUGUAUUUUUUUAUAUUAAAUAAUUAAGAGCAAUGGGUUUUUUAAAAUCUUUAUUAUUACUACCAGCAUCUUGCAGAGCUUUGACCUAUAAUUUUUAGAAAUUGAUCCUGAAAUAUGGAGAAAUCUGAUACUAAGAAAUUUUUAUUAAAUUGGCAAAAAUGUAUACUCUCUGGAUCAGAAGAGUUGCUUUUUAAUGGUAUAUACACAAAAAUACUGUAGCUUCUGAAAUUAAUUGGCACUUGGUAGAUUCAGUACACAAAUGGGAUACUACAGCUUUAAAAAGGCAAAUCUCCUAGCAGGUAGAAAAGGUGUAGCCCUGGAACUUGUACAUAUACAGAACUUGCACUGGUUAAGUAAACUGUAUUUUUUAAUUGGUUUGGUUGAACUCCUUUGUGAUCAGUCUUUAAAUCCAUUUAAACCUGGUUUAUAAAACUGUCCACUCUGGAGUUGACACCAGUUUAGCUGAAUUGAUUUAAAAACACACCCUUAGGUAAACCGGUGCAAGUCUCUAUGGAUUCGGCCCUGAUUAUUAAAGGGAAGCUGCAAAUCUUUACUCAUGCAAGUAUAAGUAAGAUCACAGAAGCCACUGACUACUCAUGCUAGUAAAUGUUUGCAGGAUCAGCCUCUAAAGGCUAUAUCCUCCAUCACUCCCCACGUGGAAUGCUCUUUGCAUUAAAAAAAAUAUAUAUCUGCCCCUAAACCUACAUCCAGAUGGCUUUAAGGUCCCCCCUCCCCAUUUUUUGUCUUUCAAGAUGAGCACCUGUUGAUUUAAAAAGCAAGCAAAGACCAUCAGAGCCUCCUGUAGGUGUUGUAGAACACACUGAAAAUAAACACUAUGUCUAAUUGUUUACCUCACCCAAAUUGUGUUUAUUUCAAAUUUCCAAAUCAUCCCUUGUACUUCAGAGCACUAGAAUCUACAGUGACUGGAAGCCAGAGCAAACUGGCUGGCGAAAAAGAAAAAAAACCUCUUUAUUUUGCCUCCUCCUUUUUCUGCCAAGGGCAGAUCCUUUCUAGGUUACCCUCCCAUAACACAAACACAACUGGCUGAGGUACUGUGGGAUCAGCCUAGGAUCUGAAGGUUUUGAGAUUACAGCAUGGAAGCAGAAGGAAUCUGAACCCCUAAUUCUAUCCAAAAGACACACACGCGUGCCUUCCUCACCAGUACCAUAUGAAUAGGUAGAUGAUGGUACAACACCUAGCUUCCUCUGAAGCCGAUGCUCUGUUAACUCGCCCGUUUUAGUUGAUCUGUAACGGCACAAUUCUUCAGCUGUUACUGACAAACUCUGAAACCAUUUUGAUAAUUUUGCCUGAGUAGUAAAAGCAGAAUCGGUCCCUACCCAGUGUGAAAUUGCUGUCUUCUCUCCCUGCAAAGGCUAAAGAUGUGUCUGUGAAACCCAACUUCCACUUGCCCAAGGGUGGUGAAACUUAUUCUGAACUGGAGUCCCUUCAUGGCAGCACACAGAACAGCUUUGCCACUGAGCCAGUUUCUACAUUUUCAUUUGUUUACACAAAAACUGAAGGAAGAAAAAAAAGACUCCUUUAUGUAUCUGAUCAGUGCAGGUGAAUAACUCCCAUGAUAAGGGGAAAGUCUUCAACGCCAUGUGCAGAGGAUUUAGAUGUGCAACUCCUGUUGGCAGCAAGGGGUAAUUUUGUGACUAAUCCACUAUACACACUGGUAACAAAUUUCCCUAAGGUGUUACUGAAAUUUGGAAGGGUGGGGGGAGAGCUUUUUUAAAAUCACAAUCCUCACCCUCCUCGCAGUUCCAGUCACCAACCUUGUUCAGACAGCAUGCGCUAAGCAGAAAAUAAUAUUUAUGAGGCACACAAGGUGGGUGAGGUACUAGUGUUUAUUGGAUCAACUUCUGUUGGAGAAAGAGAGACGCUUUUGAGUGUCGGAGAACUCGAACACUUGUCAAUUUCACCAACAGAAGUUGGUCCAGUAAAAGAUAUUACCUCACCCACCUUGUCUGUCUCAUAUGCUGAGACUAAUAUGGUUACAACACUGCAAAGAAUAGUAUUUAUUGUCAGUCUACUUGCUUAGAAGGCGUGAUACUAUUGGAAUGCUGGGUGCACUUCCAAGAUGUCUUUAUUCAAGCAAAACUCCUAUUGACUUAGGAGAGACUCUUUGGGCCUGUAUACACUGCAGCUAAGUUUGAGGACCCAGUUACAAUUGAGUUUAAUUUAGACUUAACCCUGAAAUGCAUCUGCGAACCCACUUCUGUAUCCAUGCAACAUACACCGCUCCCUGCACUUCAGGACACACUGUAAUUCACAGGAUCAGGCCUGUAAUUAUUAGACAUGCUUCUGUGCAUUCUGCUGCCAGAAUGGAAAGGUUUUAGGGUUAGGCCAAGAAUGUAGAGAUUGGGGCUACCCGAAAUUCCUUUGUGAAGUCUGCCAUUGCUUUGUAUAAAAAUUUUUAAUGCGCUUAUGAUUCUUUGUGCCCACAUAUGCAUAUUUUUGCAUGCUGAAUUCAAAUCUUUCAAUGCACUUUCAAGGAGUCUUAUGAUGUGUAAGGUAACAACUCUAAGCACAAGUGAUGGUGCAGAUGUUGGAAAGCUAACUCUGCAGACAGUGCUAGUGAAGGCUCGGAGUUGCUCAGGACGAUAGAAGAGGCUAGAUUCCAAAGGGUUAACGAAAUGUAAGUAGUAAGCACACUUGGUAGUGUUUUCAAAUACUCAGCCAUUGCCAAAAACAAAUAAAAAGUAAGCAGCACUAGUCUAUGCUGAGGACUAAAAUUUCCGUGUUUGAAAUGAAGCUGCUUUUUAGCUAGCUCAUAACACCAUAUUUAAGACCAAGUUUUCCUAAGACUUAGGUCUCCAUUGUAUUAAUAAGGGCAGCAUUGGUCUAAACCCCAGACAAACCAGGCUAAACGCGUACAUGCUGGUAUACCUGAAGUUCAGCAAGACUCCGCUAUAAUGGGUUUGGAGAUUGUAUGUUCUAGUUCAGCAUCUCACAAACUGGAGUUCACUCUAGGGGGUCCACAGCCCCGCUGAUCAACUCCUCCCCCUCCCUCCCAGUGCCUCCAGCAUGCCGGGGAAACUGCUGUUCAGCAGCAUGCAGGAGGUGCUAGAGGGAGGGGGAGGAGCAGGAGCAGGGACAGGGUGUGCUCGGGGAGGGGGGAAUUGGAGGGCAGGGGUGGAGCAGGGGCGGCAGGGAUGGAAUCGGGGCAGGGCCUGGGGCUGAGCGAGAGGUUUGUGGGUCCCCGAAAAAUUUUAAAAUCAAAAUGGAGGUCUUCAGGUUACUAAAAAGUUUAAGAACCGGUGUUCUAGUUUAUCUAGUAGCCUACAAGGUGAUAAAAUGCUUAAAGUAUCUCACAGAGACAGUUAGGAGAAAAAAGUAGCCAACUCUUUAAUAACACUGUUCAGUGACCAUUAAUUUGCAAGAUAUAUGUUGGUUACUGAUCUCAUGCAAGUUUGUCAAAAUGCAGUUCUGUUGCAAACCGGUGAUGAUGAACUUGCCUAGCAGAAGAAGCUUCCUUUGAUCUUAGUGAAUGAAUGUAUGCAACUACAAACUAUGCAUUUUCAUACAGUCAUUUAUUGUAUUUUGUAUUGAUUCAAAGCCAAAAAAAGUGUCUAGAUAUCAUCUUGCUCAUGAGGGCCCCAGCCUGCAUUCUUAACACACCCUGAAUUCCCCUUGACUUCAAAGGGAGUUUUGAGAGUCCAAGGAAUGAAGGAUCAGGCCCUAUUGUUUUCAAUGCAUGCUUCACUGGAGAAAUGAUUAGAAGAUGGCAGGAAGACAUGGUAUUACAUAGGACGUUAAACUACAGGCAGUUGCUUCUUCUGUAAUACAUGUCAAACCAUUCUGGUGAAUGCUUUUAUCCUUGUAAGAAUCAGAUGUGCUAAGAACAUUGUCGCUUUAAAAGUACAGUACAGUAACCCUGGACUACAAGUCUAAGAUGGUUUUUGCUUAUACACAAUCUAUUCAAACACAGGAUACCAAUAUAAAGACAGCAGUGGCGAUAUUUUUUUUAUUUAUUCAGAAAAGUAUGUGCUUCUAGGGGGUAUUCAGUUACAAUUUCAAAAACAACAUACAGAAAUGUUUUUAUUUUAUGGAUCAGCUCACUUACAAAUGUUGUAGUUUUUAUAAAGGUAGCAUGAAAACAUAUUUUUCAAGUUACAUCCAUAUUUCCUAUGUUCCUGUGUUGUAUGUGUAAUAUUCCCAUCCCUUCUAAAGCUUUUUUGUAACAUUAGCCACUAUAGUUUUGUUUUUUAGCAAAGCUUAUGUCUGGUCUCCAAUAUGAAAAUCAUUCUUCUUAGCACUACUGUGGCCCUGAUCCUGCAGCGUGAUGCAUGCUGGCCCUGUGCCAACACUGAGUCCAUUGAUUUCAGUAAGGAUGUGGGCCAACAUCUUCAGAUGGUAUAAACUGUCAUAGCUAUUGGAAGUAUGACCAUUUGUACCAGCUGACGAUCUAUCCCCAGCAAGGGCACAUAAAUCCAUCUGCAUAGACCCUCGAUGCAGUCAAAGGGGAUCUGUGGAGACCCAAGGUCUAACUAAACAUAUCACUGCCAGAGCAGGGCCUAUGGCAAAACUAAAAAGGCACUAUUACAUUUCUCUGCAAUCUUUGAUUGCCCUUUGGGUCUGACCCAGGGCCCACUGCAGUCAACGUGAGCCCUUCCAAUGAUUGCAGUGGGAGCAGCUCAGGCCCUCUGUCAUCAGUUAAUAUCACAAAAUUCACUUUUUAAAUAUGAGAAAAAAGAGCUUCCAACUCUGGCGCUAAUGGAAAUAUUGGAAACUUUUAAUAUAUAUUUGGGAAGUAUUUGAAAAAUAAAUUGUCUGUCUUUUUUAUAUUACAACUUUUAGCCAAAUACAAGUAUUCUGAUUACUACUUCUGUGGAUAUCUAUCCGACUGUAAAUAAUCUCAUAAUGUUCAGGUACAUAAACCUGGAGGGAAAAAAGGACUCUUUAUCAGCUCUGCGUUUUGCUCGCUAUUGGUAUAUUGUGUAUAUAUCUAGCUAGCUAUAGAAAAGGUAAUGUGUUUAAAUGUUGGGUGUUUUUUAUUGCUGUUCCUCUAAGGAAAGACAACUCUUUUUUUAUUCUACUUGUUUUAUCUUUUAUGAGUUAGAUGAAAAAAGUUUUCUAAUUUUUUGCACCAGAAAUGGAUAAAUAACUGUUGCUAUGUGUAUCAGGACAUUAAUUUCUGAUUGAAAAUGUAAAAUUAAAAUUGGCCAUAAUGGGCACACCAGUUAAAAUGCACUUUUCCCGUGGCACAGUGUACUCUCUCUCAUUGGGCUUUCAAAGGACCAUUAAAUGUUUACAUUUUUUUUGUUGCCCAUUACAGUUUCAAACAUUUAAAUGGCUUCCCUGAAACUAGAGAAAGAUCUCAUGCAUGGCCAAUAUACCAGGAUCCAAGAAAGGAUCAUGACAGUUAGAUAUAAUAAGGAAUUUGUACAAAUACCAUUUUAGUGAUCGUUUUCUAACAUUUGGGCUCUCAUACUUUGUGAUGCUUCGAUGUGUCAAUAAAUAUGCUCUUGCUUAGCUAGUCUAACAUCAUUGUAGACCUGUAAUUUACUGUUUAUGGUUAUGCCAUGAUUUGCACUGGUUUAAAUUCAGUCAGAAUGCUGGCCAUCCAGCCAAAAUAUUCAGACUGUUACGAUGUCCACAAAAUAUUAAAUAAAUGCACUUGUAAUUGAUUAACUACUAUGGAGUAUGUUCAACUAUUUCAUGUAAUAAAAAGGCUUUGUGUAUAACUUC